AUGAGUCGACCCCACAAGUUCUAUCAAGUUGACGUCUUUGCAAGCGAACCCUUGUUCAGUGGUAAUCCUGUAGCGGUGAUUUUCGAUGCCGACGAUUUAACCACUGAGGAGAUGCAGAAAUGUGCCCACUGGCAAAACCUCUCGGAGACUACGUUUGUUCUAAAGCCCACUCAUCCUGACGCCGACUAUAAGCUACGCAUUUUCACGCCAGUAUCUGAAUUGCCCUUCGCAGGCCAUCCCACAUUGGGGUCGGCAAGAGCCCUACUUUCUAACGGUCUCAAGCCUAAGAAAGAACACAUCCUUGUUCAAGAGUGCAAAAAGGGUCUAAUUAAUAUUAAUAUUGAGGACAACAAACUGUUUUUCUCCUCUCCCGAAGCUGAAAUCGAUGUUUACGGUGGUGACCUGCUUUCCAGAGCGCUCGGCGCUCCUAACCUGUCUCUGACCGGUGCAAUUGUCGAUGUCGGUCCCAAAUGGCUCGUUGUGCCUCUCGAUAGUGCAGAGAUGGUUCGUGCAACAGAGAUCAACGGUUCUGCGUUCACUGAGCUGACCCACGAGACCAACAUCACAGGAAUCACUUUUUACGGAGCUGAAGCUCAAGAUCGUUCAACAACGCACAAGUACGAGGUGCGCACUUUUUGUUUAGAGGGAAACGGAGUUGUCGAAGAUCCCGUUUGUGGUAGCGGUAAUGCCGCUGUGGCUCGUUAUCUCGAAGCUUUUGGAGAACGCUCGAGCUAUAUUGUCCGGCAGGGAACAUGCGUAGGCCGCAAUGGUCUUGUCAGAGUCGACUACACCGAGGACUGUAUCUGGGUUGGAGGUGAGGCCAAUGUGACUACCUCAGGUGUGAUUGUACUUUGA
Wickerhamiella sorbophila is the source of this 855-nucleotide messenger RNA. RefSeq names its product putative isomerase YHI9. The coding region runs from base 1 to 855 and encodes 284 amino acids. NCBI's taxonomy places the organism in Eukaryota, Fungi, Ascomycota, Dipodascomycetes, Dipodascales, Trichomonascaceae. Gene Ontology annotation, biological process: biosynthetic process. Gene Ontology annotation, cellular component: cytoplasm. Gene Ontology annotation, molecular function: isomerase activity. The record is from RefSeq and is a predicted model, not a curated record. The transcript has a single exon.